Messenger RNA from Cimex lectularius (bed bug), 1942 nucleotides. RefSeq names its product V-type proton ATPase subunit B (gene Vha55). The record is from RefSeq and is a predicted model, not a curated record. The transcript is spliced from 10 exons. Bases 1 to 1515 code for a protein of 504 amino acids. Gene Ontology annotation, molecular function: ATP binding; proton-transporting ATPase activity, rotational mechanism. Gene Ontology annotation, biological process: ATP metabolic process; proton transmembrane transport. Gene Ontology annotation, cellular component: proton-transporting V-type ATPase, V1 domain. NCBI's taxonomy places the organism in Eukaryota, Metazoa, Arthropoda, Insecta, Hemiptera, Cimicidae.
AUGGCUUUUACUAGCGUCGCCGCUGCCAAAGAGCACGUUUUGGCCGUUUCGAGGGACUUUGUGUCCCAACCGAGGUUGACUUACAAGACUGUCCGAGGUGUCAACGGUCCUCUUGUUAUUCUCGAUGAGGUUAAAUUCCCAAAGUUCGCUGAAAUUGUCCAGUUGAGGCUUGCCGACGGGUCAAUCAGGUCGGGGCAGGUUUUGGAAGUUUCUGGCUCUAAAGCUGUCGUGCAGGUGUUCGAAGGCACUUCUGGUAUCGACGCGAAACACACUCUGUGUGAGUUUACCGGAGACAUCCUCCGUACGCCUGUGUCAGAGGACAUGUUAGGCCGUGUCUUCAACGGAAGCGGAAAACCGAUUGACAAGGGACCUCCAAUUCUGGCUGAAGACUAUCUCGACAUCCAAGGUCAACCCAUAAACCCUUGGUCACGUAUCUAUCCUGAGGAAAUGAUCCAAACUGGUCUCUCAGCCAUUGAUGUAAUGAAUUCAAUUGCCAGAGGACAAAAGAUUCCGAUUUUCUCUGCUGCUGGUCUUCCUCACAAUGAAAUUGCAGCACAAAUUUGUAGGCAAGCUGGUCUCGUCAAACUGCCAGGAAAAUCCGUGUUGGAUGAUCACGAGGACAAUUUUGCUAUUGUUUUCGCUGCUAUGGGUGUCAACAUGGAAACUGCUCGAUUUUUCAAGCAAGAUUUCGAAGAAAACGGAUCGAUGGAGAAUGUAUGUCUGUUCUUGAACUUGGCCAAUGACCCGACAAUCGAGAGAAUCAUCACUCCGCGUCUCGCUUUGACUGCGGCUGAGUUUCUAGCAUACCAGUGUGAAAAGCACGUCUUGGUUAUAUUGACCGACAUGUCUUCAUACGCUGAGGCGUUGCGAGAGGUGUCUGCUGCCCGUGAGGAAGUACCCGGUAGGAGAGGUUUCCCCGGUUACAUGUACACUGAUUUGGCCACUAUUUACGAAAGGGCUGGGAGAGUUGAAGGCAGAAAUGGUUCCAUCACACAGAUUCCUAUCUUAACUAUGCCUAACGAUGAUAUUACUCAUCCUAUUCCCGACUUGACUGGAUAUAUUACUGAAGGGCAAAUUUACGUUGAUAGACAGUUGCAUAACCGUCAGAUCUAUCCACCUAUUAAUGUGCUGCCAUCACUCUCUCGUCUUAUGAAAUCUGCUAUUGGAGAGGGAAUGACCAGAAAAGACCACUCUGAUGUCUCUAACCAAUUGUACGCUUGCUAUGCUAUUGGAAAGGACGUACAAGCCAUGAAAGCUGUAGUUGGUGAAGAGGCGUUGACACCAGAUGAUCUUCUUUAUCUAGAAUUUUUGACUAAAUUUGAAAAGAAUUUCAUUACUCAAGGUACUUAUGAAAACAGAACAGUCUUUGAGUCACUUGAUAUUGGAUGGCAGUUGCUUCGAAUUUUCCCGAAGGAGAUGUUGAAGAGAAUUCCAGCCUCGACGCUUGCAGAGUUUUACCCAAGGGAUUCAAGACAACACGCCCAACAAGGUUCAACAAGCCUACCUACCAAGUGAACACAAGAUGCCUGAAGACGUUGAUAGUUCAGUUUUGUUUUUGGUAUACAUUCCAAUGUGUCGCCUAAAUUUUAUCAAGCAAAUUAUUUUUGCUUGUUUUAAUUUUAGCCGGUUACUCAUUUAAUUAUAAAUAAAAAAAAUGUACAUAAAAUAAAUACAUGUAAUGUACUUAUUGUGUAUCUUGAUGAAAUAUCUGUUGCAUGAUGUGUACUUGUGAAGGUAAAAAAAUGUAGUAAUCACAAUAUCAGUAUUUCUUUUUUAUCUAUCAUGUUUUUAAAAGGUGGUGGAAAAUCCUUUAUUCCUGAUUCAUUGAUUUUUUUUAGGCAUUUAAAAGAAAAUAGAUUGAAAAAUUGUAGCAGCCUGUUGUAAUUUUUUUUGAUUGUUAGAAAUUUAUCAUUAUUGUUAAAUGUAUAAAUAAAUGUUAUAU